Suillus paluster is the source of this 318-nucleotide messenger RNA. RefSeq lists its product as uncharacterized. NCBI's taxonomy places the organism in Eukaryota, Fungi, Basidiomycota, Agaricomycetes, Boletales, Suillaceae. The transcript has a single exon. Bases 1 to 318 code for a protein of 105 amino acids. The record is from RefSeq and is a predicted model, not a curated record.
AUGGACAAUUCUAUCCAUGUGCAGUUGUACAUUUGUUCUUGUACCAACAACAGACCCAAUGAUGACACAGGGAUGUGGAUUGUACAACCAGAGUUUAAUAUAGAUGGGUCACACAAGGCCACUGUUAUCCACUUUGAUACUAUUGUGCAUGCUGCACAUCUUAUUGCCAUCUAUGGAAGAGACUUUUUACCAAAGCAUCUUUCACCUGCACAAUCCCUUGAUAUAUUUCAAGCUUACUGUGUUAACAAGUAUAUUGAUCACCACAGUGUGAGGAUCGUCCUCACUGUAGGCCUGUAUCACCAACUAUUCCCAUGCUAG